Molecule: messenger RNA, 7441 nt
Organism: Lates calcarifer (barramundi perch)
Lineage: Eukaryota; Metazoa; Chordata; Actinopteri; Centropomidae
Gene: pard6a
Product: par-6 family cell polarity regulator alpha
Exons: 6
Coding region: 341-1609 (422 amino acids)
Biological process (GO): establishment or maintenance of cell polarity; regulation of cellular localization; centrosome cycle
Cellular component (GO): apical plasma membrane; cell cortex; nucleus
Molecular function (GO): protein kinase C binding
Source: RefSeq, a predicted model, not a curated record
AGAGGAGGAGGACGGGUUACACUGGCACCUCACAUCCCAUACUGGAUUUACCGGACUCCACCUGUCGUGAGCGCUAUGUUGUUUUGUGUGCGUGUCGUAAGCGAGUGAUAACAGCGCACUCUGAUACAGGACGGCACGGGGCUUCUCGGACUGCACGAGACACAAACACAGGAGAGAGAGAGAGCCGGCGGUGUUUUAAACCGAGUAUCGACGGAAAAUAGAAAAAUUAACGAGCAGGUGAAAGGACUGCUUCAACUCUCACCGCCUGUUUUAUAUUUUGAAAUGUUUUUUUUAUUUUAACCGAGGACAGAAGAGGGAACGACAACCAUAAUUCCGGUGGAUGGUUUUAUCCGCAGUGCCUCAACCAACCAGCCAACCGGGGAGCAGAAUGUCAAGACAGCAGCAGCACCGGACGCCGUUAAAACUCACCGACAACGUGGUGGAGGUCAAGAGCAAAUUUGAGGCAGAAUACCGUCGCUUCGCUCUGAAGAAGAAUGGCCCAGGUGGCUUCCAGGAGUUCUACCGCCUCCUCCAAACCAUCCAUCACAUCCCUGGUGUUGAUGUGCUGCUGGGAUACGCCGAUGUGCACGGAGACCUCCUUCCAAUUAACAAUGAUGACAACUUCCACAAAGCUGUCUCGUCAGCCAAUCCCCUGCUUCGUAUUAUCAUAACCAAGAAAGAGGAUGAACCUGUAGUUUUUGGCACCAACUCCCUCCAGAGGCGUAAAAAGGGGCUGGGAUUAACGGGACUGCGGACCACUGGCUCAGGCUCCACCCACUCCAAGAACAAACCUGGCCUUAUGAUUGGCCUGCCGCAGAACUUCAGACAGAUCUCAUCCAUUAUUGAUGUGGACAUCUUACCUGAGACGCACCGACGGGUUCGACUUCAUAAGCACGGUACCCACAAACCACUGGGUUUCUACAUCCGUGAUGGGGUGAGCGUGCGGGUGACACCGCAGGGUGUAGAGAAGGUUCCAGGGGUGUUCAUAUCUCGUCUGGUACGUGGUGGGCUAGCAGAGAGCACAGGGCUGCUGGGAGUUAAUGAUGAAAUUCUUGAGGUGAAUGGCAUCGAUGUAGCAGGAAAAUCUCUGGAUCAGGUUACAGACAUGAUGGUGGCCAACAGUCACAACCUCAUUGUGACUGUGAAACCGGCUAACCAGAGGAACAAUGUGCUGCAUCGUGGGAGUAAAACCUCAGUGGGCAACUCUGGUUCUGUAGGCUCAGCUGGAUCUACAGGCUCUGCUUUGUCACAUGACUCACCAAGCCCCGCCUCUCAGAGCAACCCCAUUACUGCAAGCAACAGCAUUGCAGAGGGUGACAGUGAUGAUGAAGAUGAUGAUGGCGACGUUAUUCUGGAGAACGACUGUCUGACACCCUACAACUCCCACCGGGUAACCAACAGUAACAAUACUAACCUCAACAGAGACUCACCUAACAACAGGCCGCACAACUCCACUGUGGUUAGGCCCCUCCCACAGAGCGUCUCAUUGCCCAAUAGCAUUGGAGCAUCCCUGAGUGACAGCUCCACGAUGAUGUCCAGCCACAACGGGAACACAGCCAGUAGCAGUCAAGAGAGCAUGAGAGAGGAUGGCAACAUAAUAACACUGUAACCAUGACAACACUGAUAGCUACACUGUAGCAGGGAGGACUAUGGAAUGUUACAACCACAGAGUGCUGUAACCAUGACAACAGAUGGCUGUGCACCCCGUGAGCCAUGUAACAGACUCAGCUACAACUUUUCUGACAAAGAUUUUUCUUGUUGAUUCACUGAUAGUUACUCUUUCUAAAGUGGAUGGACCCUGAGUCUGACAGGUUAGAGACACUGACAGCACUGCACAGAUACAGGACAGAGGGCUCGGCUGGUUUCUUACCCUUUGUCAGCCUUGGUGGAUCAUGGGUUUUCAGAAUCUAGAAUCAGAACACCGCUGACUUUUUAUGCGUCUGCAAAAUGUGGCAACAAGUCUAAUGUACAGAGCUGAAUUUUCUGAUUCUGUAAGGAAAAAAAACAACAAUAACUAUAUUCACCCCAGGGAAAAAAUUGAAACACCUAAUGUAUUUAAUUGAUAGACUUACGGAGAGCAACAUGAUUGAGAAAUAAUUCUAAAUCCUCUCGUAAAAGCCACUUAGUUUGAUGUCCACAUAUUGAGGAAAUAAUCUCAAUUCCAAAAAUACUCGGUGAAGCACUGCAAAAUCAUUGUUAUCUGCUGAUAGCUGACUUCCUGAGUACACAACAGUGACAGAGCAAUAUAAUUUAAUCUGAGCAUAAAGACCAGGGCAAGCAGUGCUGCAAGAGUUUGGGAUUUUCCUGAUCUAGAAAUUUUCUUUGCUUGUCUGUAUGGUGUUUUGGUGCCUAGCGCAGAGCACACAGGUGGGACGUUGAAGCAGUGUAAAGAGCAUUGUGGGUAUUUUUGUUGAAAAUGUGUUUUAGACGUUGCUGAGACGUCUCAGAACCAGGUCUGUUUCUGGAGUCACUCCACCGGCAAUCGGGUGAUUUUCUUAACAAAAGCAAAUUAAAUGCUUGGAGCAAAUGCACAAUAAUGACAGAAUGAUCAUGAAAAAUAUGAAAUGAACUAUUUUAGUUAAUUAACUACAGCUUGCAUCACAACCAGCAGAUUUAAUGCAGAGGGGAAGUCAGUAAUUGCAGUAUAUGAAUCUGAGUGGUUCUUACAGUAUCUGUGCUCCACAACUGCUGUAAAUUGUCUGAAAAGUUUCUCCAUUCAGUUCAAUAAAUCUUUGCAGCCAUCUGAAGGCAGCAGGACACACAUCUGCAGCCUCUGAUUGGAGAUAGGUGCUCAGAGCACAGCUGUUUCAGAGAUAUGAGAGCAGUGUUAUGAUUUUCUGAGAGUGUAUUUAUUAAUCACCACACUCAUAUUCCACCUCACCCAGCCCCUUUACACUGCUGCACCUACAUGAACCAAAAUAGCAGGUGUCACUCAUGGUCUGUGAGCCCAAGAUCUACUACUUUGCACUGGUCAUUGCGCUUUCAACAUUCGCAUAAUGCCCUAAGUGUACUAUAAAUCAUGAGACAACAAAUAUAUACAAGGCAGAAGAAAAUAGAAAAUGGUUUAAACCAGUUAAAAGUGAAAUGAAAGGGAUUUGAUUGCUAUAGUUGUCAUUUUUAAAUUUUCCUUUAAAUUUCUUGUAAUUAUUUUUCAAAAAAUAAUUUGUCAUACAAUAUGACACAUGAUUCAUCUCAUUUAAUUUAAGAAUAAAAAGGGUGGUCAGCUCUACUAUAUUUUAAGACUAGAUAAGAUAUAGUAUUUACAGUGUGGCACUGCAAAACAGUUACUGUGAAUCACAUAUGUCACUGUCAUGAUCUUUAAAUAAUUUCUGCUGCAAUUACUCAAAACAAGCAUUGAUGUGGAGAAGGAAAGCUGUGUGAAAUGGGUGAUGCAGGUACAGUAAUUAUUUUUUCUCAUUUUCAGUUAGGCAGGGGCAUCAGCUCCCUCUCCCUCCUCAGUCAAAUAACCUCUAAUUACAUAAACACAUACACAUGUAUUGUAUAUGCACACUAACACAUCGUCAACCAGCGAGGGGAGUAGGGGUCAAAAUAAGGAAAUUCCUGUCAUGUUUGAACAGUCUGAGAGCAGUGCAGUAUGGGACACAGAGUGCUCUUAUACUCUUAUCUGGGUCAUAUAAACCUGUAUGUGUGUGUGUGUGUGUGUGUGUGUGUGCGAGUGUGUGAGGCCCUCGUCUUUGUUGUUGCAGCUCUGGGGGUAUUGCCUUACAGUCAGAAAUGUUGGCUGACUCUGUCACACACUGCACUCUUUCUUUAUUGUCCCCCCUCUGUCUCACGUUCUGCUUCAAAUUAUACCAAAAUACUUCUGGGCUGACUGUCAGACUGAGUAAAUGUCACAGUGAUGUCUGUCUGGUCUUGGGUGAUGCCAGCCUGCCCCAACUACAGUUACACCAUAUGCUCUAGGAUAUUUUCAAUGAAUUUCAUGUAUCAGAAAUAAAAAUCAUAAUACCCUGAAUACAGAAAUACUACACAGAGCUCCACAGUCUCCUUGUGUUUAGUGUCUUCUGACAAUCUAGUCUCAAACCGUGGCUGUACAGUGUUUUGACCUUAAGCAAACUUUAUAGAAAUAGGAGCCAUUCAAAGGUGUUCUGUGGUGUUUUCUUGUAAACUAAGAAAAGUUUUAACACUUAAGGUCUAACAGAUGGGUUGAAUAUGCCUAUUUCCUCAUAAAACAUUUACAAAGUCAAUUUUAAAAUUUUAUUCUUCAUUUUAAAGUAUUCUGCUUUGUUUUUACCCAUGUACCACUACAGUAACCCGCAGUUUUCCUCUUUACCACCUUCAGUGGUGUGUUGUUGUGUUUCUAGGCACAUUGCAUGAGACAAACAAAACAGGGACCCCCUCAUAGAAAACUGCUCCACAGUGUUAUUAGAAGACAAAACUCCACAGAGAACCUUUAAUAGGCUGGUUGAAAACAGCUAUUGUUGUUUAUCAUUUUAAAGUAGCGUUUUCACUUGUAAGCACAUGUUAACUCACUAACCAGUGCUUAUUUAUUUUGUCUCAGUUAGCCAAUCAAAGAUUUGUAGAUGGAAUUAAGAAUGGGUACAUCAUCAUUCUACGCAGCUAGAUUUGUAGGACGACACCUGUUAAAUAUACUGACAGGAAGAUGGCAGUAAAAAGCAUGGAUGACAUGGAAACAGCUGUGCAGAUUGUUGUAAGUCAACAUUUUUCUUUGUCUUGAAUAAUUUCAAUUUCUAUUGUCUGGUGUUCAUACAGAAAGGUCAUUGAAUCCUGUAAAAUCUCCCCGCCACAAAGUAUGAUGCUCAAACAUCACCCUGCUCUCCAGCCACUGAAAGUAAUACCCCUUUCUUACAGGGGAUGUGUGUAUAUGGGGCUAGUGAACACACAUUCAAUUCCUAAACCAUCUAAGUAAGUAAAUGAAGCUCAGUAAUUCAAAGGCAAGGUUGGACAUUGUUUUUUCCUACAGCAGACAAAUGAUUUCCAGUCUGACCCAGCAUGAGUCUGUGUGUCCCACUGGUCUGUGUGGACAUUACAGCCUGAUAUAACUCUCUCCUGCUGUGUUUAAAUUCUGUUCAAAACACAGUUAAAAUACAGAUGCAUCUGUCCUGGUGUCUAUGCUGUUACGUAGGCAGAGGUAGGGCAACUCACCAAGACUAAAACCUACUGAUGCUGGUCAACAGCCAGGAAAGAUAAAUCAAGUCCCCCUGACCUGAAUAUAUUUUGUCAAAGUUUGAUGUCAGCAGCUGCUUAAUACACACACACAAACACAUAUAUAUAUAUUUAAUGUAUGUUAAUGUAAAAUGUAAAUGUAAGAUUAUGAAUCAAGGGAGAUUUUCGUUACCUGGGAGAAGUUUUUAUGUAAGAGAACAUUUUAUAAUAUGUGUAAAAUAUGGAGAGUAUUUUUCUUAUUCUUGUACUUUUAAACUGUACAUGAGAGGAGAUGGGGGACUGAGAUGAAUAGUGUGUGUGUGGUAGGCUGUCACUACAUGUCUGAACAUGCACACAGUGUUUGGUUUAUGUUUAGCAAAUGUGGUUAUAGUAGCUUAAUUAAAGAUGAAGAAGGUCUUUUUCAGAGACAACUAUUUCCAAGUUUUGGUUCAAAUUUAAUUCUGCUUUGAUUUAUAAUGAAUGCAUGCUUAAAUGUUCCAUGUUAGCGAUGGAAAUCCAGCAGUAGUCCCCAAAGUGAUGUACCACUGGUGUGCAUGUCAGCACAGUUAUUCCAAGGUUCACAUGUUUGGUGCUUAUCAUGGCUUGUAAGUGUAUCCAUCAUUUGUUUGGAUCAUUUACUCUUGCAACUAUGUGACUGACAUUUUGUGUCCCUACCAACAAACACUGAUUAUUCAUAUGACUGGAUUACCAACUGAGCAAACUGGACCAGACCACUAGGGGCCCUAAAGGCCCCAGGGUCAGUGUGUGGCACCCCAUCAAAGUGGCUGGAGUGUUUUGACCUUACCUAAAGAUUCUGUUUAAUAGCUAAUAAUAUUUCCCUUGAUAUAGAUAAUAAAUCUGUGUGAGGUCAAAUGGUCACAAACUAAUCUGAAUAGGGAGAUGAAGGGUGUCUUAAUGGGCACCCAUAGCUCAUUUUUGCCUCAGGGCCACAGACAAGCUAGUUCAGCCCAGCAUUAAAGGAACAGUCCAGUAUUCUUGGACUGUGCGGCAGACGUGUUUAUCCUAGCUUAGCACAAAUGCUGGGAGCAGGGGGAAACUACUAGCCAAGCUCUUCCUCUGCCUUACUCCAAAACUGUCAUAUUUAUACAUGUUUUACGAUUGAAAUAAAUAUUGGAUUGUGAAAACAAGAAAUUGUGUUUUCAGGGACUGUUAGCAUUAGCAAAACUAUUUCUUAAUCAACCGCCUGUUGCUAGGUGUACAGUAAAUAGAAUAUUUGCACUAGAACCUUAAAUGUUUGAUCAUUUUGAGAUGUAUUAAGUUUGAUUUCCAAAGCAGUAGUUUCAUGGAGUCUUCAGUGUUCUUUUUUUGCUACCUGGAAACACUGCUUCAUGCAUCAUUCCUGAAGUCCUGACCUGGUUUAAAUACUGUCAACAAAACCCCCCUUUCCCAGUCUUUUUUCUAAGCUAGGCUAAACACACCCUGGACAUUUCUCAGUGCUGGAUGGUCAGAGGUGAAACUACUGAACUUUUCAUCUGACUCUGGAGCACAAACGAGAAUAUAUCUCUAAAUAUUAGACUGUCCCUUUAAUGAAUGGUUGUAAAUGACCCUGAGCUGUAGUUACUGUGGUGCAGUACAUAUAAAAAAUAAGCCAGUAAAUGAACGGUUGAACUAUUUAAAAGGUGAAUAAAUUCAGUGCUCCUCCUACAGCCUUUUGUGGGAAGCAAAAUAACAUCUGAAAGAAAGAUCCGUGAUUUGCAACUGACAAAUGUGGAGCUUAAGCCAAUGUGACAUCUCCCUCUAAAUUACACCACUGAUGUCUGACUAAACAGAAAACAGCCACUCUGUGCUUUUGAUGAUCAUGUCGCCAAACCCCUUCAGUGUCAUGUCACUGCUGAACUCUGUAUGUAGCCUGUUUACACCCUGACAGCCGGUCAACCUUGGAGACGUUCUGGAUGCUUGUGUGGUUAAGCAAAAAAAUUAAAAAAAAGAAAACAGAAAAAAAAGAGGAUGUCCUCCCUUGACUGUACACGCUUUUAGAAAACAAAGGAAGUGCCUUUUUGAAGUAAGGAUACUUGUGUUUCAUUGGAUGUCAUGUCCUGUGUGAUGUUCAGUGCACAGCUGAAGCAGCUCAGUGCAGCAGGUUGUUUCAGAUGAUGGACAGCAGCAGGACUUACCGUCUGAUCAAACAGCCUGAUGAAGGUUUCUUAUUCGACACAUGUGAUGUGUGUAACCUGUACUGCACACAGCUGCUCUCUAUAGGAGUCUGUAACUAAACUGUGAAUGUCAUUUGGAGGUAAAAUAUGCUGAUUAUCAAAUUAUUAUAUUAAGGUAAUAAAGUAUUAUUACAAGGCACAAA